This is a messenger RNA of Aquila chrysaetos chrysaetos, 9198 nucleotides long. It is a transcript of the gene SGIP1, whose product is annotated as SH3GL interacting endocytic adaptor 1. The coding region runs from base 298 to 2799 and encodes 833 amino acids. The record is from RefSeq and is a predicted model, not a curated record. Gene Ontology annotation, cellular component: clathrin-coated vesicle; plasma membrane; cytoplasm. Lineage: Eukaryota; Metazoa; Chordata; Aves; Accipitriformes; Accipitridae. The transcript is spliced from 27 exons. Gene Ontology annotation, biological process: clathrin coat assembly; synaptic vesicle endocytosis; clathrin-dependent endocytosis.
GGAGAGGCGAGGAGGGCCUGGCGCCCGUGGAUGUGCGCCCGAGCUCGCGGCCCUUCUGCUCGCCGAGCGCGCCGAAGCUCGCUACCGGAGCGAGCUCCGCUGCCUUAUCCAGCCUGGAUUUAUUAUCAUUAUUUCCCCCCCCCCCCCCCCCCCCCUUCCCAGCCGUUCUCCCCGCACGCUCCUAAUCUGACAGCGCCUGGUAAUUAAUCUGGUUCCCCCAGCCGCUGCAAUAGGAUUAGAGGGAGGGGAAGUGCGUCACGAGGCUCCUUGGAAAUUGAGGAAUGCAAUUCUGCCACCAUGAUGGAAGGAUUGAAAAAACGUACAAGGAAGGCCUUUGGUAUACGCAAGAAAGAAAAGGAUACUGAUUCCACAGGGUCGCCAGACAGGGACGGCAUCCUGCCCAGCCCUCAUCCCAAUGAGCCACCUUGCAAUAGCAAACCCGAGAGUGUGCGUGAAGGAGGAAAAAAAAAUUCGAAGAAAACGAAUGGAGCCCCGAAUGGAUUUUAUGCGGAGAUCGACUGGGACAGAUACAAUUCACCUGAGCUUGAUGAGGAGGGAUACAGCAUCCGACCUGAGGAACCAGGCUCUACCAAAGGAAAGCACUUCUACUCCUCGAGCGAAUCCGAAGAGGAAGAGGAGGCGCACAAGAAAUUCAACAUUAAGAUCAAGCCUUUGCAGGCUAAAGACAUCCUGAAGAGUGCGGCGACGGUGGACGAGCUGAAGGCGUCGAUAGGCAACAUUGCACUUUCUCCAUCCCCCGUGAGGAAAAGUCCGCGGCGCAGCCCGGGGACGAUUAAAAGGAAUUUAUCCAGUGAGGAGAUCGCACGGCCCCGGCGUUCCACGCCGACGCCGGACCCCGCCAGCAAGAAAGCCGGGGAGGACCCCGCGGCGCUGGCACCGCUCUUCGGGCCCCCGCUGGAGUCGGCGUUCGAGGAGCAGAAGCUGGACGCUACUCUAGAUCAGCCUGAGAUAUGGGGCUCGGUCCAGCCGGUCAACACAAGCGUGGAGUCUCCAAAGCUACCGAGACCUUUCCCAACUGGAACUCCUCCGCCGCUCCCACCGAAAAACAUCCCGGCCACGCCGCCACGCACCGGCUCCCCUCUGACGGUGGGAAUAGGAGGGGACCAGACAGCAGCAGAGCUCAAAAGUGACAAACUUCCGUCCAUCAAUGACUUGGACAGCAUUUUUGGCCCCGUGCUAUCCCCCAAGUCUGCUGCUGUUAACGCAGAAGACAAGUGGGUCAAUUUUUCCGAUCAAUCCCCGGAAAACGCGACUCCGGAGUUGACACCCCGGGAAAAAGCGGGAUCCCCGCCGGCAGCAGCGGGCAGCCCGGCCGAUGCUCCGGCGGCCGAGCCCUCCCGCCCCAUCCCCUCGCCGCUCCACCUGGAAGAGGUUCACAAGAAGGUUUCUGAGCAGCCCCACCUUAAGGAUGAUAACUUGGAGCCGGCUGCUUCUCCCAAAGAUUUCGGGCUGGGACAAAGAGCGACCCCGCCUCCCCCUCCGCCGCCCACCUACCGGACUGUGGUCUCCUCGCCCGGACCGGGCGGCAGCAGCGGCACGGGAAGCACCAGCGGUUCUUCGUCCCCGGCUCGUCCCGGCACGCCGCUGGCCGCCUGCGGCACCCCCCCGCCGCCGCCGCCCCGGCCCCCCUCCCGGCCCAAGUUGCCCCCCGGCAAGCCCGCCGUCGCCGACGUGUCCAGGCCUUUUAGCCCUCCUAUUCACUCAUCCAGCCCUCCUCCGAUAGCACCUUUAGCCCGUGCUGAAAGUACUUCUUCCAUAUCUUCCACCAAUUCCCUGAGUGCAGCCACCACUCCCACCGUUGAAGAUGAUGCUUUUAUUGACAAACUGCCCGCGUUUGAAAGGCGCUGUGAAACGCCUGCAGAGAAUGAACAGCCUUCCCUCGUUUGGUUUGACAGAGGAAAGUUUUAUUUGACUUUCGAAGGCUCGUCGCGGGGACCCAGCCCCCUCACCAUGGGGGCACAGGACACCCUGCCCGUCGCCGCCGCCUUCACGGAAACCGUCAACGCGUACUUCAAAGGGGCUGACCCCAACAAGUGUAUCGUGAAGAUCACGGGGGAGAUGGUGCUGUCGUUUCCAGCGGGCAUCACCCGACACUUUGCCAACAACCCCGCUCCAGCGGUGCUCACCUUCCGCGUGCUGAACUACAACAGGCUGGAGCACGUCCUGCCAAACCCCCAGCUCCUCUGCUGUGACAACACACAGAGUGACACCAACACGAAAGAGUUCUGGGUCAACAUGCCAAAUCUGAUGACUCACCUAAAGAAGGUAUCGGAACAGAAACCACAAGCCACCUAUUACAAUGUGGAUAUGCUCAAAUACCAGGUAUCUGCCCAGGGUAUUCAGUCUACUCCAUUAAACCUUGCAGUGAGCUGGCGGUGUGACCCUGCAAGCACUGACCUCCGCAUUGACUACAAAUACAAUACAGAGGCAAUGACCACACCGGUAGCUCUAAACAACGUCCAGUUCCUCGUCCCCGUCGACGGAGGAGUAACCAAACUUCAAGCUGUGCUUCCUCCUGCUGUCUGGAACGCCGAACAGCAAAGGAUAUUGUGGAAGAUCCCUGAUAUCUCUCAGAAGUCAGAAAAUGGAGGUGUGGGGUCUCUGCUGGCCCGAUUCCAGCUCUCAGAGGGGCCAAGCACCCCGGCCCCCCUGGCCGUGCAGUUCACCAGCGAGGGGAGCACGCUGUCCAGCUGCGACAUCGAGCUCGUCGGCGCUGGCUACCGCUUCUCCCUCAUCAAGAAGAGGUUUGCAGCAGGUAAAUACUUGGCCGAUAACUGAUGGAAGCUUAUGCAAGUCUAUGGAAAAUAAUAUGGAAAAUACCCAAGGACUGCUGUGCGUGGAACGGGUUUUAAUUACAGUUUAAGGAAAAUGAACUAAAUCCUGCACUCGGGACAUUUCUGUUGGAAGUGUCGACAACUUUCAGCAUUUUUUUCCUUGGAAAACACCGUCUUGACCAGUCCUACAGUAUUUACUUCUAGAUGUAACAUUGUUAAUGGUUUUAAAAUGUAAUUAUUGUAUUUGUAAAUUGUACUCAUUCCAGUAAGGCUGUAUUUUGGCAGUUAGACACUUGAGUUUUAGCAUUUUACCAUUCAUGAAAUGGAUGUAAUUUAAACUGUGGUAUAUAAAUUUAAUAGUAGUACUGUUGAAUGGCACAAUGCUUACAGAGGUAGAUUACAUUUUGUCAAUAUAUACAAUUUAAAUACAAUACUGAUAGCUGUUAUGAAGGGGGUGCCUCAUAAAAAGAGAGUUAAGUAGAACCGACAUGCUGAUCUACUUUUUCUUCAGUCCUUAGUAUGUCUCACCGUGAUGAAUAAAAAGCUCUAUCUUCAGGUUUAGCUGGUUUAACUCCAGAAAAAUAUUGCUGUAAAUGUGGAGGUUCCUAAUACAGUCUCCCAGCAAAAAGCAGAGAAAAAUGUCACCUCUACAAAAAGUAUUUACUUCAAAUUUCCAUUGCAAGAAACCUCCGUGAACAUGCCCGUGUUCUCUUACAGCCGCAGAUUAACCGUCAGGAGUCCCAGCAGUGCGUGCAUAGGCGACGAGCGCUUCUCUUUGCCCCGUGUCCUUACACUUUGCAGAGAUGCAGAUAAGGAAAUCAGCAGGCAAAGAGGCUGGGUAGUAAAUCUGAGCUUACAGCACUGUCCGGAAAUGUUAUUGCUGUUUUUAAGGAUGCAUUUUCCGAGCAGUCUCCAGAUUUUCGGUUGCAUUUCUACGUUCCUUUGCUCGCUUUUUCUGGGUUUUUUUCCCCAUUUUUGAAAGCCCCGUGGGUUUAGAAAAUGUUUUAAAGACAUGCAGCUCCCCCAUGCCUUUCCAUUUUACCACUUAGGCAGGAAAGCAUGUAUUUACGAACACUGGAAGGCAAAUGCAGCCCAAGCCUGACCCUUGGUGGGACACCCAGAGCCGGCUGGGGACGGUGCCGGUGCCAGGGGAGCAGGAGCAGCGCGGGGGGCUACCGAAAACCCACGGGGCAGGAGCCUGCCUCGCUGGUAUCAGGAGCAGCUAUCUCGUGGAGAUGGGAAAACACACAGAAGUGCUAAACUGGAGGGUGCAAAAUUGUCCCUCCGUGUUUUCCCCAAGCCGACGCGGGCUCGGAGCCGGGCUCCCGCGGUGCGUGCUGCUCCUCUCGCUGCAUCGCCCGUGCAGCGCUUGAUUUCUAGUUGACGUUAGCCUCAGCCUACUGCUGGCAACAUGGUGAUAGCGUUCACGGCAUUAAUGGUGUGGCAUCUGCCAAGAUGGAGAGCUUGUUUUAACGGGAGAAUUUGGUGAAAUGAGGAAAAAAGAAGGGAUCUUUUGGAAAUUACAUGCAGCUGCUGUUCAGAUGCACAGGGAAGCAUAGGAGCAUCCGCUGAACGGGCUGCUGGGGACUUUAGAAAUAUGUAGGAUGACAAAUAGUGCUAAUUUUACAGUCACAAGUGUUGCCAGGAUUAGGCUUGUGCAUUUGCGUUGGAAAGCAGACUGUGCAUGUUGGGAAGUGCUUGCUCACAGAGCAGUUUGGAGUGACGUAAGAAAACAGAAAUCUGUGCCCGUCUUAGAAGAAAACAAGAAAAAUCUGGAGAUAUUUCAGUUCUGAGAUGACUCCCAGACCGAGAUAUGUAUGGUAGGGUGCUUGAGUUGUGUGCAUGCUCACAAAAGGUAUCAACACAGAAGAUAAAGCACAAUUCAGUUAUGCAACUUCGUACAUCUUUGCAGUUUUUGAAAGUACACUUGCCGGUUCUCCUGGAUGGAGUGUUCAACUCGGUUAAUAAUUUUUCCCCUGAAAUGGAAAUAUGUAUAAACUGUGUAACCUACCCCUUUCUGACAUAGGAAUAUAGGGCAAAACCUAAGAAUCAGUUUUUGCAUAAUUGGUUCAUGCUGUGUACAAUUGUUAUAAACUCAUGCUUCCAAAAGAGAUCUAUGUCAUAGUCCUGAAAAUAAGGAUUUUAUAAUGUAAAUAUUACCAGAACAUAGAUAUUUUACUUUAUAUUUCAUUUGAAAGACAAGGUGUUUACAUUAGCAUUGGGUUUUUAAAUGCUUUUUAAACAAAAAAACCCAUAACCCAAAGCUCCCAAGCUUGUCCCAUUUGUGCUGUCCCACAAAACAGAGGUCAUAUUUUCUGGGUGCGUGCUGGUGCUAGGAUGCAGCCCCCGUGGCCUGGGUAGAGAGAUGAGAAAGUCCUGCACCCUUUCCGGGGCGAAUUGGCUGCCAGACCCGAGCCCGGUGUGCCGGCACGCUUGCAGCCCCGCAGGGACACUGUCCCCCUCCAGCCACCGGCAGGUGACAUAAAACAGCUAUUCCCAGCCCGCGACACUGGGACCAAAAAGAAAGCGGUUUGGGACAGGUUUUUUGCAUCCUGCUUUUGCCAAUUUUUUGCAUAGUGUUUUAGUUCACUAGGCGUUUGCUCAGGAGCCUUGAACUGUGUGUCUCCGCUUUCCCUCCCAGCACGACCUUUGCGAGGAGAUGCCGCUCCGCAUUGAUGGUUUAGUUUUCCUGCCCUGCUGGUGCCUGAGCAGAGAGGCAGAGUGGCAGAGUGCCCCGGGGAUGCUUAUUUUGUCGAGUAUUUGUCUUCUCGCAUGCCGUACGAGCGUGGCACCCCGGCAUUACCCUGCGUGGGGAGGGGGAACAGAUGAGUUGCAUUUCUAAGUCUGAAGUGCAGGAGCCUGGUCUUCUUUCUGCCUGGCUUUGAGAAGGUGUCAGCAGAAAAAAAGAUUAUGGGCAGCAGCUUGGGAUGUAUCAGACUUAAAUUUAGAGCACCAAACAGGGGCAUGUAUAGGGAUUUUUAUCCCCAAUUCUGGCUUCAGUAGCAGUGGCGAGAGCCCCUGGCUCUGGAGAGGGCACGGGGAAUGCGCUGCCCUGUUGCAUUCAGGGCACUCAAGCUCUGCAGGCUUCACCUCCACUUUUAGGCAGGAAAAACUGCGUAUCUUCAGGGAACGCAUCUGUUUGGUACUCCCUGCCUGCUAGCAGAGAGCAGCUAUGUCCGCAGGGAGCUGAAAAGACGGCGAUUCAGUUGCCUGUGAGUCACCUGCAUUUCUAGAGCUAAGCAUCAGCGCUCUGUUUGUGAGCAUGUGGUCCAGCAGGUCUUUUGCCAAGUCAGGCUGAGGCUGAAAAGGGGGCUCAACCCUCCAGCACUGCCCAGCACUGGCACCCCUUAACUCAGCAGCACUCAGAUCUAGCUAUCUGAGUUAAAAAAAAAAAAAAAGGAUAAAUAAAGGAGGCAUUCAAAUAAUGCAUGCACAGAAAGGCUUUAGCUUGGUUACUUGCAUGGACCUUUCCCUUUAGACUGUGUCCUCAGCCACUUCUCCCCUGAGGGAGUUUCCUCUGGGGUCCCCGGUAGCCGCCAGCAGCCCACGCCUGCAGGGUCACGGUGCGGGCUGAUGGAGCGGGGGUGAUUUCCCCAUGGACACCCGCAGACUUGGGUCUUUAGAUGUUAGGAGCAGGCAGUCUCUUUUUUUGCAACUUUUCUUCUGUUUGUUGCAAAUAUUCACGAUUCUCAGCCAGCUUAUGGUGCUCCUCACAGGAGACGUUUCAGACCAAUUUUCUACUUUAACAAUAUUUCUUAAUAACUAUGAAAUUGCUCAAUAGUAUGAAAUACUAGCAAAUAAGCAGCUUUUCAUUUGCUGUUUGCAUUUGUUCUUAAAUAUCACUCCCCUGCUAUAAAGCUGGUUCUUAUUUUUGCUGUAAGGCCAUUGUCCAUUAAACUCCUGUUCCUGCCCAGCUGGUGUGAGUUUUUAGUGCGUACAUGUGUGGCUUCACUCGCAAAAGCUUUAUCACAGAAGCGCAAUCUUGUACCGAGGAAGUUACACAACUGCGCACUCCUCCCGACGCAGGCUGGACUUAAAGGUCUUACUGCUGUUAUUUGCUAUUUCAGUUAAAUUAAUUUUGCCUUCAGUAUGCCCUUUCAGGAUUUAUCUGUUAGAGGUUUUUUAAAACAUAGGUGGGGAAAAAAAAAAAGUUUAUGUUAAAGUGACAUCCCGUUUUGGCCAGGCAGGGAGGGGAUGGGGAGGGAAGGCAGUUUUCCAGGCAGGCUGCAGGCACCAUCAUACCCUUGCUGCGGGAUGCUGCCGGGGUAUCUCUCUCGGCAGUGCCCAGGGUUUGGGCUGUAUGGGAAACACCAGAGAAAGAUGCUGCUUAAACUUAUCAUUUUGAAGCCACACACACACACCUGCAGGUGAGAGCCGUCUGCCUUCUCCUUUUAACGUGAUCACAGAGACCCAGGGUAGUUGUUUAGUGGCCAGUCGUCAAAAUUGGUCAGCUCUUGCACGGGUGAUUAUUUUCCCACCGAGGUCCCUGCCAAGACCUUGCCACGCUGCCCAUACCACCACAAGUCAUACUUGUCUUCGUUUACCGAAUGCUGGAUGAUUCCAAGCAGCCGGCAAUGGCACUCUGUCAAACCGCAGCUGCAGAGAUUCCUGCAGCACGAGCAUCACGUAAAGAGUCUCCACUUCACUUUCUUGCAGCAGAAGCAUUUUUAAAGGGCUGAACUGCAAUGAAAAGGUGUCAUAUUUUUAAACAACCUGAGAGAGAGUCAAACAUCUUUUACUAAAAAUGCUCGGCCCUUCUCGGACCUCUCCUUCAGUUCCACGUCUCCCUUGGCAGUGGUGCGGUUCCUGUGCCCACCGGGCACGUGGUGCAGUUCUGCAUCACAGAGGAAUCCUGCUCCAUUUUAUCUGGUUUUUUGGAAAUACAGCCCACAGGUCUGUUACCCAAACACCCAACACCUACCUGAGAAAGCCACUUCAAUACACCAAAUAUGGAGUGCUUUUUUGCCCUACCCUUUGUUGUUUUUAUAUGAAAAUGUCUUGGUUAAAAAACUUAAUUUUGAAGCUUACCGUGACCAAAAUACGUAACAUCAUCACAUUGUACUUUCCUGGUAAGGAAUUACUGUCUCAAAGAUUUCAUUUCAUAGCCAGAAUUAUUCUUUUCUUCCGUUUGUUACGAUUUCCCAAGGAAAGUAAUUCUUGCAGAGCCGGGGAGAUUUUAUGAUCAUCAGUAUUUUAAUUCUUAUUUCACUACCAGGCUAGAAAAAAGAUCUGCAGAAACACCCCCCACCUCCUGCGUGACCUCCCCUAUCACUUUAGGAGGGCCUGCAGAUAAUGCUGCUGACAAUUGUUCCUAAAAUCACAAGCGUUAGGGUGGCGAUGCUCUUCAAAGGUUUGCGCAUAAGCAGGACUUCACUACAGGCCAAGCAGUAUGUGACAAAACAUGCCAGGUUUUAGCGAGGUGUUCAGAAUAUCUUAUUCCUCCGUUCGAAAUCGCUCCCUUUCUGGACAGAGGGCGAAUCGCCGCGGACAUGCCGUCCCGCUGUCGGAUUCGUAAUCCACACCGGAGGGGUUUUCCACUCCAAAACGCUCCGAGGUUGAUGAGGUCACCCGGUCGCUUUGACGGCAUAAACCGCGUGGAAGCGUUAGUCGUGGUCUGAGAGAGGAAUCGAGUCAGGUUGUGGUUCGAGGCUGCGGUCCCGCGGCCGCGGGCUGGUGGGCGGAGGGCACAGGGUGCAGGACAACCUCGCCAUGACACCUCUGAACCCAGAGGAAGCCCCAGAAGUGAAUUGGAUUUCCCCGGGUAUCACCCUGUAUCAUUUUAUUAACUCCCUCGUGUAUAAAAUGUUUAUAAAUAUUUGUGGAUUAAGAUACACAGGUCUAUUUUUAAGAUUUAAGUUAAAUAAGUUAAUUAAUGGCUGGCCUUUUUUGCCUAAACGUGCAAUGAGAUAUAUUAUACCUUUAGUCUACGAUGGCCUAGGUACUGCUUAGUCUGUGAUGAAAACUUUGCUGCUUACCUACUGUUCUCAGAGAAAAAAAAACGUAAAAGACGUACAGGUUUGUUGCACACAGACUAUUGCAGCAAAGCUUUGUAUUUGACCACUGGUAAUAUGAAUGUGUUGUAUUGACUUGUUGAAGAUAAUCAUGAAACAACAUAUUUUAAAUGUUACUUGCCUUAUAGAUUAGAAUACGACUAUGUGGAUAUCAUUUUUGUAAAUAAUGUUUUUUAUAAAUGUCUCUCCUCCAUUCUCCUCGUCACCCAUUUCACAAAAUCUUGAAUAUGCAAUUAUUUACCAUGCAUAACGUUCCAACAAAUAAAUCCCCACGUCAGAACAAAGUUUAUUAAUUCUAUACAUAAGAACCACAUUAAAUACCCGAUUGAGUUGCAAUUUAAAUGUGAUUACCCCCCCCCCCCCUUGAAAAUAAACAAAAACCGUAAAAACGC